Messenger RNA from Procambarus clarkii (red swamp crayfish), 3611 nucleotides. RefSeq names its product partitioning defective protein 6 (gene par-6). Gene Ontology annotation, biological process: centrosome cycle. The record is from RefSeq and is a predicted model, not a curated record. Gene Ontology annotation, molecular function: protein binding. Lineage: Eukaryota; Metazoa; Arthropoda; Malacostraca; Decapoda; Cambaridae.
CUUGUGUUAAUGUUUGUGAAAUCCAAAACAAGUGGCGACCACUGGCGAAAAUGUCCUUUAAAAUGUAAACCACUCACUCUCACUGCCAUUUUGUUGACCCGCCCACCUCUAUAACUUAGCUGAAGAUGUCCAGGAGUUCCAAAACGCAGAGUAGAACGCAGAGUUCGUUGAUAGAAGUUAAGAGUAAGUUUGAUGCCGAGUUCCGGCGUUUUAGUGUUGAACGAGACAAGUAUGAAAAACUUGAUGAUUUUCGAAGGCUAGUUGAGGAAUUACAUAGACUAGCCAAUAUAGCUUUUGUGUUAGCAUACACAGACCCUCGAGAUGGUGACCUACUACCUAUCACCAAUGAUGACAAUUUUAGAAAAGCCCUCCAGUGUGCCCGUCCAGUACUUAAGAUCAUCGUCCAACAUAAAGGGAGUUUGGAGCACCUACCAAAUGGGUCCCACUAUAAAAUAUCCAGUAUUCUCUCACCGUUUGUCACAAAACCCAUAAAUAAGCUAUCAAUAUCGUAUCCUCAAGAUUUUAGACAGGUAGCGGCUAUCAUUGACGUGGAUGUAGUGCCAGAAGUUUGUAGAAGAGUACGGCUGCUGAAACAUGGUUCAGAUAAACCACUUGGGUUCUACAUUCGAGAUGGGACUAGUGUAAGGGUCACUCCACAUGGCUUGGAAAGAGUACCUGGUAUAUUCAUUUCUCGCUUAGUACCUGGAGGAUUGGCAGAGAGCACCGGCCUCUUGGCAGUUAAUGAUGAAGUACUGGAGGUGAAUGGAAUUGAAGUGAAUGGCAAAACAUUGGACCAGGUGACAGAUAUGAUGGUAGCCAAUAGCAGCAAUUUGAUCAUCACGGUAAAGCCUGCCAACCAGAGGACGCAGUCUCACACUCCUCGCCGAGGCUCUUUUUCUCGUAAUUCAGCAAUGUCGUCUGGAUCACAACAGUCACACCAGUCUGCUUCAGACGAGGACCGAUAUGACCAGGAUGAAAUACGUGAUCUUACUGCUGGGGACUCCCUCACUGAUGCACCACUUUCACAUUCCUCACAAUCCAGUAAAGAUGAAGGAGUCUUGCAUCUUUAAUUUUUAAUAAAAUAUAUAUUUUUUAGAUUGUUAAAUAAAUAUUCUUCUAAAGCUUUCAAAUUAUUUGUAGUGUACAAAAUUUUGUAUAGAAAGCUGUCGACUAACGGACUAAAGAAAUGUGACCAAUUUGUCAUUAGAAUUGGCUGUUUUAAAAGUGACAUUCAUUCACAAAUGCUCUUAAAAACUUAAUUAAUAUCUUUGAAAUGUAGCACAGGUUAGCACCACGAUGGACUUUGUGCAAUCUGUUUUAUCAUCAGUGAUAGAUUAUUUUAGCCCACCGUAGCAGAAUGUGCCGAUUUUUCCAUAAACCCGAAUGUCACAUUCACAGGUGUAUGAAGUGCCUAUAGAUAAUCUGUAAUGUCUUUUUUUUUCCCCAUUGCCUUAUUGGGAAGCAAUUAGUUUUUUGUCAAAUUGCUUCCUUUAAAAGGACUGCAAAUAUACCCUCUUCUCAGUUGGAGGGACAGUGUAAUGUUGCCUUUAUUUGAAAGUGCUUUAUCUGAAAAAAAUCUAUGUACAGUAUAUAUCUUAAAUAUAGACCUGCAAACACACACACCACAUACACACAUACUGUCUUUCAUAAUCACACACACACACUUACACUUUCAUACUCAUUCUCAUACUGAGACACAAAUCUUUCUUUACUACCAAAUUCAAAGAGUGUUGAUAUGAAAUGUAAGAAGUAUCAUAGAGUAAUUGUUCAGUUCUGGAAAGACUCGAAUAACUGUAAAUGGUCCCAAGUGGCAGCCACAGUCACUAAUGCUAGAGACUUUGCUGCACUUGGGUGCUGUCCAGUGCCUGUUUGUACCUGGGAGAACACAGUAUUUGGUAGCAGGCACUAGGCAGUUUAUGGCUAUUCUUUGUCGUCCAGCAGUGAACAGUUUCACUUUGCUUAGGUGGUAGGAUCUUUUCAUAUCUUGCCCAUUAGUCAUUUAUUUAGGAUUGAUUGUAUUACAUUCCAAAAAUUUUCAGAAAUUGCAGUGGUUGGUUUUAAAAAUGUAUAAUCAAUUCAGAUUAGCUUUAACUUGCUGCUAAGAAUUACUUCCUGGUGUCCAUUGUAUAUACAUUAUUGUGCACAGUACCUAUAUGGUAGUGAAACCAUCAUAUAUGCCUUCCAAAUGUUUGUAGUGUUUUAUCAUAAUUAGUUGCAAUGUUUAUAUGCCUAAUGGUUGUCACUCGCAUUCAUUUCAUUUUUAAAGAGAGGAGUGGUGGUGUGUUUGCAUCUUGGAAAUAAGGAAAAGAUUUUGUGUGCGCGUGUAUGAAUGUGUGCACGUAUAUAGAUGUGUGCGCAUGUAUGGAUAUGUGUGUGCGUGUAUGUGUGUGCACGUAUGAUGUCCCAUAUUGACCACUGUGGUGGAAUGCUCUUGUGCUAUUCAUACAUGUCAUGUUCAGAAUUAUAAUACAGUACUUUUAAUUUAUUUGUUUUAAAUUGUAUGUUCAUAAUGGUUAUAAAAGUUUUUAAGGUGAAAGGAGUACCAUUAUGCUCAUACUGAGCAUAAGAAAAGCUGAGAAAAAGGUAACCAUUAUUAAGAAAAUAAUGGUUUAUAAGGGUGGAUACAAGCUAGGAGCGUUUGGCUCAAACUCUGGUUGGUCUGAAGGACACUGCAGCUUGUGUGCGGCUAGUUACUUGUCAUGGAAGGUUCCUCAACAAGUGGCAUCAUUUCUGCCAGUGUUGGCAGAGAGUAUAUGCUUCCCUGAUAGUAAAUACAGACUUUGGGAUGUGUAGAAGGGUAUUGUAAAAGAAGAAAACAAAUUUGUUGCAAGGAUUUUUUUUUUUUUAUGCUAGUGAUGAAGCUUGUUAGUUUGGAAUUGUUGGCUGUAAAGUUGUAUUUGAUGUCAAGCAGAAGUCUGAAUUUGUUCAUGAUUGGUGUAAGAGCAAGAUUGUUUGGGUUGCAAGGCUACACACUUUCCGUUUUACAUUCCGUCCCAAAUAAAAUGUGUUAUUGAUGCAAUAAAUGUGUGUCUGUGUACUAUGUACUGUAUAUGUUAUAUAUAUUAUAUAUACUGGGUGUUAUAUAUAUAAAUAUAUUAUCUAUAUCACACAAUAUAUAUAUAUUUUAAUAUAAUAUGAUAUACAGUAUACAUAUAUUUCAUAUAAAUUUUUUAGCUCAUGGUGUUCAGUUACCGGCAGCCUCAGGACUUGUAUGCCCCUAAUGUGGUUACUUGACAUCGUUGUUAUUUGGUGAUUAGUACUAGUAUUGUUAACAAUUUCAUUAAUUGUUGUGGAAUAGUGUCAAUAUUUUAUGCAUUGCUGGAUCAUGUAACUUGCAAUUAGUUUCCAUGAUCAGUGUUGCCAUCCAUAAUAUGGAAGUAUUUCGGUUGCCAUCCAUAAUACUUCCAGUGAUAAAACUGUAAGUGAACUUUUAAGCUACUCCUUGUUACUUUGUACUUAAUUAUGAUAAGGCUACAUAAACUUUGGGUGCUGAUAAUAGUUCGGAAGCAUUCCAAGAGAAACGAUAUUUUAAAAGCAUGACACAUUUUGUCAUCGGCUCUUCCAUACAUAUGUCUCUGUAUUGUGAUUAUAGUACUGAUAUUUUUAUUUUU